AUGGACGUGGACGUGGACGUGGACAUGGACGUGGACGUGAACGUGGACGUGAACGUGGACAUGGACGUGGACUUGGACGUGGACGUGGACAUGGACGUGGACGUGGACAUGGACGUGGACGUGGACGUGGACGUGGACAUGGACGUGGACGUGGACGUGGACGUGGAUAUGGACGUGGACGUGGACGUGCAUGUGGACAUGGACGUGGACGUGGACGUGGACAUGGAUGUGGACGUGGACGUGGACGUGGAAGUGGAUGUGGACGUGGACGUGGACAUGGAAGUGGCAAGGACGUGGACGUGGACGUGGACGUGGACAUGGAAUGGCAAGGACGUGGACGUGGACAUGGACGUGGACGUGGACAUGGACGUGGAUGUGGACGUGGACGUGGACGUGGACAUGGACGUGGACAUGGACGUGGACGUGGACGUGGACGUGGACGUGGACGUGGACAUGGACGUGGACCCAUGGUCGUGGACGUGGUCGUGGAUGUGGACGUGCAUGGACGUGGACGUGGACGUGGACGUGGACGUAGACUUGGACGUGGACAUGGACGUGGACGUUAACGUGGUCGUGGUCGUGGACAUGGUCGUGGACGUGGACGUGGUCGUGGACGUGGACGUGGACGUAGACGUGGACAUGCAUGUGGACGUGGACGUGGACAUGGUCGUGGACAUGGUCGUAGACGUCGACGUGGACGUAGACGUGGAUGUGGACGUGUUUGUGGACGUGGACGUGGACGUGGACGUGGACGUCGACGUGGACGUGGACAUGGACGUGGACGUGGACGUGGACGUGGACAUGGACGUUGACAUGGACGUGGACGUGAACGUGGACGUGGACGUGGUCGUGGACGUGGACGUGGACAUAAACGUGGACGUGGACGUGGCGUGGACGUGGACGUGGACGUGGACGUGGACAUGGACGUGGACGUGGACGUGGACGUGGACGUGGACAUGGACGUGGACGUGGACGUGGACGUAG
Molecule: messenger RNA, 984 nt
Organism: Closterium sp. NIES-65
Lineage: Eukaryota; Viridiplantae; Streptophyta; Zygnematophyceae; Desmidiales; Closteriaceae
Source: the annotation of a GenBank genome assembly